AUGUCAUAUCUCAACGAAGAUUGUCUCAGAAUUGUUUUUAUUAAAUUGAAAUAUGAUCUAAAAUCUUUAUAUUCAUGUAUUUUAGUAAAUAAGUUCUGGUACCGUGUAGCUAUACCAAUAUUGUGGAAUAGAAACUUUGAUGACAAUGAAAUUUCAUCUAAUUCUAAACUUUAUAAUACAAUAAUUUAUUUGUUACCAUCAUAUUCAAAGAUGUUAUUAAUUAAUAAUAUUGAUAAUGAAAAUAUUACCUUUUCGAAUCGACCAUUAUUUAAUUACAUUAAUAUUUCUCCCCAAGUUCCAUCACGUUUUAUCAAGAAUAUGAUAGAAACUCUAAUUAAAAAGGAAGAUAAAUAUGGUUUAUAUAAAAGAAAUUUACUAGAACGAGAAGUUUAUAAGUUAUUUAUCAGUAAUUGUAAAGAUAUCAAGUGUUUUUAUUUGAAUACAACACAACAUUUAUAUCAAUUUCCAGGUGCAUUAACUUGUUUCUCUCAGAUCUGUGUCUUAACAAUUAAUGUUCUUAAUGUAUCUUCAACAAUAUUAUUUGGAAUGGCAAAAAUUUGUAAAAAUGUUGAGGAUCUAACAAUACUAUAUUGUGAUGGAGAUAUUCCAGGAUUAAAUAGAUUUAUUGAUGUUCAAACAAAAUUGAAAUCAUUAAGAUUAGAAUUUAAUAAUGUAAAAAAGCAAUGUAAAGAAUUAAGUGACGUGAUAGGAAGAAAAGCCAUUACACUUCAAGAAGUUGAAAUAAGUUUAACUGAUAAUUCACUUUCACCUAAUUUUUUUCCAUCAUUAAUAAAUCUACGAUGUUUAAGGCUUCAUAACAGUGAAAUACUUUAUGAUGGGAGCGUAGAAAUGAAAGAAUGGGAAAAAUAUUUAUCAAUUUCUUCUUUCCCAAAUCUUCAACAUCUUGAAACUACAUAUUUACCAUUUUAUAAUGAUUAUAUGUUAAUUGAAAAAUCUAAUGGUAAGAUUUUAGAAAUCAAUAUAUCUCAAGAACCAGAUUCUAUUUAUACCAAAAAAUUAAUUAAUAGUGUUGUUAAAUAUUGUCCAAAUCUUGAGAGAUUAACUAUAGAAAUUGAAUUUGAAAAUUUGGAUGAUAUUAAAGAAAUUUUUUUAAAUUGUAAUCAAUUAAGAAUGAUAAAUCUCUCAUUAUAUAAUGAAAAUAAUCUUAAUUGUGAUAAAUUCUUUGAAAUUUUGUUAAAAUAUUCACCAAAAACUUUAUGCAAAAUUUACUUUAGUGAAGAAUGGAUUUUUACUGUUAAUGGAUCAAAAUCUUUUUUUGAAAAUUGGAAAAAUUGGAACAUUGAGACUGUAUUUGCAUUUUAUAAAGUUCCACUUACAGAUGAACAUAAUAAAGUAUUAUUAGCCAUUUCCAAUUUUAUUAUAAUUAUGACUUAA
Rhizophagus irregularis DAOM 181602=DAOM 197198 is the source of this 1395-nucleotide messenger RNA. RefSeq lists its product as uncharacterized. NCBI's taxonomy places the organism in Eukaryota, Fungi, Glomeromycota, Glomeromycetes, Glomerales, Glomeraceae. The record is from RefSeq and is a predicted model, not a curated record.